AUGUCUCGGCAGUCCAUCUGCAGAAGCUUUGGAGGAGGAAGCAAGAGGGGAUUCAGCUCCUGCUCUGCUGUUGGCUUUGGAGGCAGUGGGGGCAGAAGCAGGAUCAGCUACAGCUCCUUCUCCACCUGCAGGGGAGUCGGAGGCAGUGGACGCUGCGGAGGUUUCAGCAGCAGAAGCCUCCACAACCUGGGAGCCAGCGGAAGGAUUUCCAUGGGUGGCUCUUACGGAUACGGCUGUAGAAUUGGUGGCUUUGGUGGAGGCUAUGGAGGAGGAUUUGGCAGUAUUGGAGGAGCUGUCAUUGGUGGAGGAGUAGGCAGCUUUGGUGGUCCUGUGAGAUGUGGUCCUGGGUUCCCUGCAGGCAUCCAGACGGUGCAGGUUGAUCCAACCCUCCUGCAGCCUGUCCAUGUUGACAUCGAUCCUCAGAUCCAACAAGUGAAGUGCCAGGAGAAGGAACAGAUCAAGACCCUUAACAAUCAGUUUGCCUCUUUCAUUGACAAGGUCCGCUUCCUGGAGCAACAGAACAAGGUCCUCUCCACCAAGUGGGAGCUCCUCCAGCAGCAAGGACCUACAGGGCCCAGGAAGAACCUCGAUGCCAUCUUUGAAAACUACAUCCAGAACCUGAAGAGGACACUGGAGGGUCUGCUGGGACAGAGGAGCCAGCUGGAGUCAGAGCUGCAGUGCAUGCGGCAGUACGUGGAGGAGUACAAGAGCAAGUACGAAGAGGAAAUCAACAGGCGCACGGCUGCCGAGAACGAGUUCGUGGUGCUGAAGAAGGAUGUGGACUGUGCCUACAUGACUAAAACAGAGCUGGAAGCCAGGGUGGGAUCCCUGACUGAUGAGCUCAGCUUCCUGAGGUGCAUCUAUGAGGAGGAGCUGGCUCAGAUGCAGACCAUCAGCAGGGACCUGUCUGUGGUGGUGUCCAUGGACAACAAUCGCCACCUGGACCUGGACAGCAUCAUCGAGGAGGUCAGGCGCCAGUACGAGCAGAUCGCCUGCAACAGCAGAGCUGAGGCUGAGGCUUGGUACCAGAGCAGGUAUGAAGAGCUGCAGAGCACAGCUGGCAGGCAUGGGGACAGCCUCCGCAACACCAAGAUGGAGAUCCAGGAGCUGACCAGGAACGUCCAAAGGCUGAGAGCUGAGAUUGAGAACAUCAAGAAGCAGAACCACCAGCUGCAGUCAGCCAUUGCCGAGGCUGAGGAGCGGGGUGAGAUGGCCCUGAAGGACGCCAGGAGGAAGCUGGAGGAGCUGGAGUGUGCCCUGAGCAAAGACAAGGAGGAGCUGGCUCGGCUGCUGAAGGAGUACCAGGAGAUGCUGAACACCAAGAUUGCACUGGAUGUUGAGAUUGCCAUGUACAGGAAGCUGCUGGAGGGAGAGGAGAACAGGCUCUGUGGAGAGAACCCCUCCAACGUCAAUGUCUCUGUGGUAGGUCGAACAACCAUCGCUGGAGGCAGAGCUGGAGGCUUCGGAGCCUGCAGCGGCCUGGGAGGAGGAGUGUGUGCGGCCGGAGCAGGGAGCGUGGCGGGAGGCAGCUGUGGCGUGGCAGGAGGAGUGCUCAGUGGUGGCUUUUCUUCUGGGAGUGGCAGAGUCUGCAGCUCUGGUGGCAACUUUGUCUCAGGGGGUGGCUCCUCCUCCGUGCGCAGAUGUGUCACCACCACCGUCAAGUCUGCAGGGGUGAAGUACUGA
Molecule: messenger RNA, 1683 nt
Organism: Pogoniulus pusillus (Red-fronted tinkerbird)
Lineage: Eukaryota; Metazoa; Chordata; Aves; Piciformes; Lybiidae
Product: keratin, type II cytoskeletal cochleal-like
Exons: 9
Coding region: 1-1683 (560 amino acids)
Biological process (GO): keratinization; intermediate filament organization
Cellular component (GO): keratin filament
Molecular function (GO): structural constituent of skin epidermis
Source: RefSeq, a predicted model, not a curated record